Molecule: messenger RNA, 4107 nt
Organism: Rattus rattus (black rat)
Lineage: Eukaryota; Metazoa; Chordata; Mammalia; Rodentia; Muridae
Gene: Lin7a
Product: lin-7 homolog A, crumbs cell polarity complex component
Exons: 6
Coding region: 441-1142 (233 amino acids)
Biological process (GO): neurotransmitter secretion; protein localization to basolateral plasma membrane; maintenance of epithelial cell apical/basal polarity
Cellular component (GO): cell-cell junction; synapse; MPP7-DLG1-LIN7 complex
Molecular function (GO): L27 domain binding
Source: RefSeq, a predicted model, not a curated record
GGAAAGGAAGGUUGAAAAUGUUCUUAAUCUGAAAAGAAUUCUGUCCCCACCUCUCUCUACUGUCUCUCCCGCUUCCGUGUCCUCUUCCUCUGUGUUCGAGUGCAUUCUGACCACUAAGCUUGGGUGGAAAGUUGAAAGACAGCAAACCUGCUACACCCAGCCAGGGCUCCCGAUAGGUGGGCGAGCAAAGUUCUAGGGCUGAGCGUUCCUUUCUCAGCUCCUGGCCAUGAAGGCGCUCCCGGAUACCUGCCCUGCUUGGCGCGGCACUGAAGAUUCGCCGCGGCGGAACAGUUGAAUCUCCAUCUGGCUACCAACCCACCCAAGCUUUCUUCUCCUCCAUCACCACCUUCCUGCCUCCCCCUCCUCCCCCUCCUUUCCGUCUUCCCUCUCCACCCCCGCCCCCAAUCUCCUCCUCUUUUUCUCACUACAAGCGGUUGCUGAUGCUGAAGCCGAGCGUCACUUCGGCUCCCACGGCAGACAUGGCGACAUUGACAGUGGUCCAGCCGCUUACUCUGGACAGAGAUGUUGCGAGAGCAAUUGAACUACUAGAAAAGCUACAAGAAUCCGGAGAAGUACCAGUGCACAAGCUGCAGUCUCUCAAAAAGGUGCUUCAGAGUGAGUUUUGUACAGCAAUCCGAGAGGUGUAUCAAUACAUGCAUGAAACGAUUACUGUUAAUGGCUGCCCUGAAUUCCGUGCGAGGGCCACAGCAAAGGCAACAGUUGCAGCUUUUGCAGCCAGUGAAGGCCACUCCCACCCUCGGGUAGUCGAACUGCCAAAGACUGAUGAAGGCCUGGGUUUUAACGUGAUGGGAGGGAAGGAACAGAAUUCUCCAAUUUACAUCUCCCGCAUCAUCCCUGGAGGGGUGGCUGAGAGACACGGAGGCCUCAAAAGAGGAGACCAGCUGCUAUCAGUGAACGGAGUGAGCGUGGAAGGGGAACAUCACGAGAAAGCCGUCGAACUGCUCAAGGCUGCUAAGGACAGUGUGAAGCUGGUCGUCAGAUACACCCCAAAAGUCCUGGAGGAGAUGGAGGCUCGUUUUGAGAAGCUGAGGACAGCUCGGCGUCGGCAGCAGCAACAGUUGCUUAUUCAGCAGCAGCAGCAGCAGCAGCAGCAGCAGCCGCAACAAAACCACAUGUCAUAGGCCCUUGAAGAACAGCUAGCAGGUCAAUCAUCCAACAGUCACAAAUUUGGAACCCGUGCUCCGGAAUCCCAGCACAUAGAAAAAGGAAAAGAAAACACCAGUAAACACCUGUCACAAAACUGUGAACACAUGGUGUAUCCAUCCUUUACCAAGACAAUUCGACAUCUUCCUCCUCUGGGCACCAGCCCCCGUUCAUUGCUUUUUUACCUACUCAGACCUUCCAUUCAUGGCAGUGGACAUGCAGUGUGUUGAGGGAGAGAAGUAUUCCAGUCUGCAGACUGAAAGAGUGUAAGAAUAAAGUCUGUGACUUUUGAACAAAUCACCUGGGCUAGGAUUAAGUGAAUCUUUGGUCAAGGCUCUUCCAGAGAUUAGCAAACCCUUCAUUAGGCUAUAGUUCAAACUGCAUCAGUUCAAGGUUGUGGCCACUUGAAAGGAACCUCAUAUCGACCUCUGCCCUGACCCUUUCCACAGUCUAUGUUGCUGAGCUGUCUGAAUUGGAAUUUGAUUCAGUUACAAACUCAACCUCCAUUCUCCUCUUGAAAAUGCCAAGUUCUUAUUCCAUAUAAUCUGUUCUGAACUUGGAAACAGUUGGCUUUUUAGUUUUCAUUCCUACCAAUUUCCAAACACAUCAGCUGAAGUUUUUUUAUUUUAGAGUAUUUUAGCUGAACUUUUAAUUUAUUAGAAGUGCAGGUUGGAACUUAAUGCUGUCCUUUUUUAGAAAGUUAAGUAUUGCCUGUAUCUAUUAUUAGUUUAGACAGACUGUAAUGUAUAUUUGUUCCAAAAAAUAUAUAUAAGACCAGAGUACACUGGUUAUAACUUGGUUCUUUGUUCGCCAAGGGUCACUACUCUGGUAAGAGAUUCUCUAGACUUUAUGGAUUCCUUCUCAUUUGAUAUAUGUAAACUGCCCUCAAUAUUUUCUUGUUAAAUUUUAUUUAUUCAUUUCCACUGAUGAACUUUAGAGAAGUCUAAACCCAUCCUGCACACAUUGAUGUACUUUCAUAGAAAUCUAUUUGAUAUUUUAAAUCUUGGAGAUUUAUAAAACUGAACUAUAACAUGUGCACAUAGAUAUACAUCAAAAGGGAUAUCUCACACAAAGUUUAGAUCGGUAACCCUAAAUACAAAUUUUAUUUUUUUUUGACAGUCUAAGAUCAAAGGUACUGGCCCUUUUAUAUUGAAAUAUGUGGAACCCAGGGAUACCAGUAUUGUAAAUGACAGAUACUGCUUUCUCCAAGGGGAAAUCUAUUUCAAUUUGCAUAUUCCCACUUGUAAAUAAGCAAUCAGAUUUGUUCAGCUUUCAUAAAGAUCUGUUAGCACCUCCUGUACACACAAUUUUUUUUUAAUUUUGAGUAAAUCUAGACACAUAAUCUGGUUUUCCAUAAUGUAAUGAAUAGACACUUAAACACCUUAAGCACAAAAAUGUACACACAUACACACAGACACACACACCCCAAAGAAUAACUGCCUCGUUAAAGCAAGCAGAUGGAUCAUCAAAACAGAGUCCACUAGUUUAAUAUGUCCAUUCUUUUUUUUGCAAAAGCAGAAAAUGGUUCGUCAAGCUACAAAGAAUUUGGUAUUUCAGAUAGUCCUCUAGCAUAGAAAUUUGUGAAGCUCAGCUUACAAGCCAUCUUCCUGAAACUAAACAAACCAAUUAGACAUACCCAGCAUGUAAUGUCUCGCACCAUCGGGUGGUACUACUGUCAAGAGCAAUGUCUUACUGCUUUAGAUAGCGCAUUGCCCACCGGGUGACAAACAGCCAGAAAACCAAGAGCUACACCAAUUUAUUUCAACCUUAUCCUGUUAUGGUAACAGAUUCCCAUCCUCAAAAAUAUAUCCUUUUUGUUUUUUUUUAACUAGAGAAAGGUUGGGGGGAGGGGUCAGUGAGGAGCCAGAAUGUAAUAUAAAAUAGGCCAAUAAAAGGGACAAGCAUGACAAAAAGAAAUAAGUGCAGAUUAUGAGUAUUAUUCAGUUUGAAAGAUAGUUCUCAUUUUUAUAAAAAAAUGUAAUAAACAUAUAUUUUAGUUAUCAUUUAAGAAAGAAAUAUUAAAGCUAUUCAGGAGAUGCCACAAAACUCUCAUAAAAGGAAAUCAUCUCACCCUUAUAAUGAGAAAAUGGUCAUUUCAACGAGUUUCAGUACGUUGUAUAAAUUUGGAGCUUAAGACGAUUAUGUUUUCCCUUAGCUGUUACGUGUUUAGUUAAUACCAAACUUAAUAUAUGGUUUCGCAUCAGUACAAGUAUUGUCAGAAGCCACUAUGAAAUAAGCAGGUACUUUUUAAGCUGGUGUUUUCUAGAAGUCUUUGAAUUUUAUGCUUCAUCUGUACAACGUGUAGCGCUGAUAAAUGUAUGCCAAGUUGUUUGUCGAAAUGAAGCAAUCCAUCAUGUGUCCAGAAGCCAAGGGAUAGGUUAUACGUCUUCACGGUCUUACAAAUGGCUGGUUCUCUUUAGCGAAGUUUGUCUCAUUAAAAUGUAAGCAUUUCCCUGGAAUUUUAAUCAAAAGUGACACCCUCAAAGACUUACAGAAGCCCCUGGUGCAUCUCUGAAGUUUCACUGAAGCAAGAUGGAGAAGGAAGAACAAAUCCACCAUGAUUUGUACUGAACUUCUUUAUUCCCAAGAAUCACAAACAAAGCCUCUCAUAUGACUGAUGUCAUCCAUUAAAAGAAAAGGCAUCGUACGUAGACUGUACUUCCAUGCAGUUCAAUAUAAAUAUAAUAAAUGGGGUGUUAAAAGUUAGGAAGAAAUGGUUGUGACAGGAACCUGAUGGAGUGAAUCUCAGCUCCCUCCCUUGGUCAAGUGCAAGUAACUCUCUCUGCACCUUUUCCCUGCUAUGAUACUAAGGCAAGCACAAAAGGUAAAAGAAAUCCUGAACCUUUUCACUGGAGCAUUUACAUUUUGAUUCUGCAGCCAUUUGCAACAGAACAUCUGCAGGGAGAUAAUGAGCUUAAAUUACAAUUGACUUUGGAAGAAUAA